AUGUCUUUACUUCGUUCCAUUAAAGCCAGUGUGCCUCAAUUCCAACGCGCCUUUUCAACUAUCAAAAUACCCGACAUGGAGGUGGACAAUCUUGUGAUUGGUGCCGGCGUAAUCGGUUUGGCCAUUGGCGAAAAGUUGACCCGCGAACGACCUUCAGAGACCACCAUUGUCGUUGACAAAAACAAGCGAUGUGGCGAGGAAACCAGCUCCCGCAACAGUGAAGUGAUCCAUGCAGGCAUAUAUUAUCCCAAAGAUAGUUUGAAGACUCAGCUUUGCAUCCAAGGCAAAAAUCUUAUGUACAGUCUUCUCUCGCACACAAACAUUCCAUACAACAAGAUUGGCAAGCUUGUCGUCGCUCAAACCGGAGAACAGCAAAGCUAUCUUCAAGAAUUGCAUGACAAAUCAAACGAACUCGGUGUCGAAACGCGCAUGUUGACUGGCGAUGAGACAGCUGCCAUGGAACCUGAAGUCAAAGCAUGUGCUUCAUUGCUAUCACCAACAACCGGCAUCAUCGACUCUCACUUAUUUAUGGAUUAUUUGGAGCAACAAAUUGUUCAGAAUGGGGGCGAUUUGGGUCUGUAUACCUCGGCGAUGGCGAUCCAACCUUGUACCGAGGGUGGUGAUGGUUAUAUUGUCGACCUCGCCACGCCACCAGGUUCAGCAGAGGUGACUACCGUAUUAGCUAAGCGUGUUUUCAAUGCCGCCGGCUUGCAUGCGGACAAAGUAUCGAACUUGUUGCUGGGCGAUAAAUACAAGCUUCACUACGGUCGAGGAUUCUACUAUGCAUACAACGGACCUGUCAAAGUCAACCAUCUUAUCUACCCUUGUCCGGCUAAGAAUCUCGCAGGCCUUGGCACACAUUUGACUGUGGAUAUGGCGGGGAAGAUCAAGUUUGGUCCCGAUAUCCAUUAUAUUGACGACCCGUACGAUUACAAUGUACCAGACGACUCUAACGAUCGGCAGCGCUUCGCGGAAGCGGUUCGAAGUUUCAUGCCGCAUAUUGAUCCUAACAAAUUACAUCCUGAUUAUGCUGGCAUAAGGUACUGGAAAGAAAAACAGUUUUCUUGCUCCUCGUUGGUUAUGAGUCGCAAAUUUAUCUCACAAUGCUACAUCUUCUUAGACCGAAGCUUGCAGGACCUGGUGAGCCAUUUAGAGACUUUCUGA
Molecule: messenger RNA, 1164 nt
Organism: Zychaea mexicana
Lineage: Eukaryota; Fungi; Mucoromycota; Mucoromycetes; Mucorales; Lichtheimiaceae
Product: FAD dependent oxidoreductase
Exons: 2
Coding region: 1-1164 (387 amino acids)
Cellular component (GO): mitochondrion
Molecular function (GO): (S)-2-hydroxy-acid oxidase activity; (S)-2-hydroxyglutarate dehydrogenase activity
Source: RefSeq, a predicted model, not a curated record